AAAUUCAUACAUAGGUACCAUCAUCAUUCAUUCGAAAACAAAAUUUUUUUUUUUUUUGAAAAGAAGACACACAUAUACCCAAUAUAAUCAUAUCAUCAUCGUCACAAGACAUUCAUUCAUUUAUUGGAUGUUUAGUUCAAAAAAAUCGUUGUUUUGUUGGUAACGCGUAACGGUAUAUAUAUGAUAAAGACGACAUCUACAAAAAAAAUCAAUUUGAAAAUUUUUCAUCUUUUUACAAUCAUUUACGAUUCGUCAUUCAUUCAUUCAUCAUCAAAUAAAAAAUUUAUUUAAUCGUCUGUGUGUGUGUGUUUGCUUGAUUGUAUAGGAAAUUAUUGACUUUGAUUUUGCAAUUUUCAUUCAUUCAUUUAUUCAUACUUUGUGUCCACAACAACAAAUCAUCAUCCAUUAAUUUAUUUUUGAAAAAUUUCUUCAUCAAUUGUAUAUCCUGAUGCCUGGAAAAAUGUCCGAUGCUCAACGAAAGAUUGAUCUUGCCACACGUUCAUUGGUGUUGACCAAUGAUCAGAUAUCAAAAAUUUCAAAUCUUCUACUCAAUGAAAUCAAUGAAGGUUUACGGCGUGAAACAAAUCCAAUUGCAAGUGUUAAAUGUUAUCCAACAUUUGUCCGUGAUGUACCCGAUGGCACUGAGAAAGGAAAAUUUAUGGCUCUCGAUCUUGGUGGUACAAAUUUUCGUGUAUUAGUCAUCGAUAUUGAUGGUGAAAAAUUUGCUAUGGAUAAUGAAAUCUAUUCGAUUCCAGUGGAAAUUAUGACCGGUACUGGUGAACAAUUAUUUGAUCAUAUUGCUGCUUGUAUGUCCACAUUUAUGACGAAAAGAAAUAUCAAAGAUAUGAAAUUACCAUUGGGAUUCACGUUUAGUUUUCCAUGCCGUCAAGAAGGAUUAACUAAAGCCCGAUUAGUAUCAUGGACAAAAGGUUUUUGUUGUUCCGGUGUUGAAGGCGAAGAUGUUGUCACACUGUUACGACAAGCUGUAAAACGUCGUGGUGAUAUUGAUAUCGAUGUAAUGGCUGUUGUCAAUGAUACUACCGGAACGUUGAUGUCAUGUGCACAUAAAAAUCGUGAAUGUCGUGUCGGUGUUAUUAUUGGCACUGGUUUCAAUGCUUGUUAUAUGGAACAUAAAAAAAAUGCUGAAUUAUUCCAUGAAGAUCUUCCCGGUCCUGAUCAGGUGAUUGUCAACGCUGAAUGGGGUGCUUUCGGUGAUAAUGGUGUUUUGGAUUUUUUCCGUACCGAUUGGGAUGAUGAAGUGAAUACGUAUUCAUUGAAUAAAGGACGACAAUUAUUUGAAAAAAUGAUUUCCGGCAUGUAUAUGGGCGAAUUAGUUCGGAGUAUUGCCGCCGAUCUUUGUCGUCGUGGCUUACUGUUUGGUGGUAAAGGAUCCACACAACUGUUCACACCACAUUUAUUUAAAUCAGCAUAUGUAUCGGCAAUCGAAGGUGAUCCAGAUGGUGAUUUUACCAAUGUAAUUAAAGCAUGUGAAGAAAUGAAUCUAUCGCAUGCAACUAAGGAAGAUUAUGAAGGCAUCAAAAUGAUUUGUCAUCGUAUUUCAUUACGUGCAGCUCAUUUAGCAUCGGCUGCAAUUGCUACUUUAUUGAAUCGUUUGAAUCGACCACACACAACUGUUGGUAUUGAUGGUUCGGUGUUUAAAUAUCAUCCAAAUUUCAAAACUGUGAUGAAUGAAAAAAUUCUGGAAUUAGUUAAUCCAGGCGUAGAAUUUGAGCUAAUGUUAUCUGAAGAUGGUAGUGGUCGUGGUGCUGCAUUGGUGGCUGCUGUCGCCGUUCGUCAACAAGAAGAACUACGUAAACGAGGACGUUUUCGUAAAAUUACACCGAUUCCCGAUUCAAUGAAACCAUUGGUCAAUGGUAAUAAUGGCAAUAAAUCGACAACCACCAAUAAUAAUAAUGCUGAAAUUGUGAAUUGAAUCACACAAAAUGGAACAAAGUAUUUUUCUCAUAAUUCAUUUC
Messenger RNA from Dermatophagoides farinae (American house dust mite), 1976 nucleotides. RefSeq names its product hexokinase type 2. Lineage: Eukaryota; Metazoa; Arthropoda; Arachnida; Sarcoptiformes; Pyroglyphidae. Gene Ontology annotation, biological process: glucose 6-phosphate metabolic process; glucose metabolic process; carbohydrate phosphorylation. Gene Ontology annotation, cellular component: cytosol; mitochondrion. Gene Ontology annotation, molecular function: fructokinase activity; ATP binding; D-glucose binding. The record is from RefSeq and is a predicted model, not a curated record.